Molecule: messenger RNA, 2110 nt
Organism: Nicotiana tabacum (common tobacco)
Lineage: Eukaryota; Viridiplantae; Streptophyta; Magnoliopsida; Solanales; Solanaceae
Source: RefSeq, a predicted model, not a curated record
CUUGUUAAAGCACAAGUAACUUUUGCUAAAGCACGGACGCAGCUAGUAGAGCAUUCUUGUUUGCAUUGAACAGCUUUCAGAAAUGGAGAUUGGCUUAGCAGUUGGAGGUGCAUUUCUCUCUUCAGCUUUAAAUGUUCUCUUUGAUAGGCUUGCUCCUCGGGCCGAGCUGCUGAAGAUGUUUCAGAGGGGAAAGCAUGAUGUUCGACUGCUAAAGAGGUUGAAGAUGACUUUACUUGGUCUUCAAGCUGUGCUAAGUGAUGCAGAGAAUAAGAAGACAUCAAAUCUAUACGUCAACCAGUGGCUAAAUGAGCUUCAAGAUGCCGUGGACAGUGCUGAAAACUUAAUUGAAGAAAUCAAUUAUGAAGUUUUGAGAGUUAAGGUGGAAGGUCAGCAUCAAAAUCAUGCAGAAACAAGCAAUCAGCAAGUAAGUUACCUCAACUUGUGCUUGAGUGAUGAAUAUUUUCAGUUGAAAGAGACCAUUGAAACAUUGGAGGAGUUGGAAAAGCAAAUCGGCCGCCUUGGCCUAACGGGGUAUCUUGAUUCGGGUAAACGAGGAACUAGUACUAGACAAGAUACUUCUGUAGUUGAUGAAUCUGAAAUCUUUGGCAGGCAAAAUGAAAUAGAGGAAUUGGUGGGCCGUUUAUUAUCUGUUGAUACAAAUGGUAAAAGUUUGAGAGUAAUUCCUAUUGUUGGAAUGCCUGGGGUUGGCAAGACAACACUUGCUAAAGUUGUAUACAAUGAUGAGAAGGUAAAAGACUAUUUCGAUUUGAAAGCUUGGUUUUGUGUGUCUGAACUAUAUGAUGCUUUCAGAAUAACAAAAGGUUUACUUCAAGAAAUUGGCUCAUUUGACUUAAAGGACGAUAACAAUCUUAAUCAGCUACAGGUCAAAUUGAAGGAAAGCUUAAAGGGCAAAACAUUUCUUAUUGUUCUGGAUGAUGUUUGGAAUGACAACUAUAAUGCAUGGGAUGACUUGAAAAAUCUUUUUGUUCAAGGAGAUGCAGGAAGUACGAUCAUUGUGACGACACGUAAGGAAAGUGUUGCCAAGACGAUGGUUAAUGAGCAAAUUAGCAUGGAUACUUUGUCUAGUGAUGUCUCUUGGUCAUUAUUCAAAAGACAUGCAUUUGACAACAUGGAUCCUAAGGAACAUCUAGAACAUGUAGAAGUCGGAAAACAAAUAGCAGCUAAGUGCAAAGGAUUGCCCUUAGCUUUAAAGACACUUGCUGGCAUUUUACGUUCCAAAUUAGAGAUUGAAGGGUGGAAACGUAUUUUGAGAAGUGAAGUAUGGGAGCUGCCCGACAAUGGCAUAUUACCAGCAUUGAUGUUGAGCUACAAUGAUCUUCCUGCAUAUUUAAAGCAAUGUUUUUCUUACUGUGCAAUAUUUCCGAAAGAUUAUCCAUUUCGGAAAAAGCAAGUCAUUCAGUUGUGGAUUGCUAAUGGUCUAGUACAGGGGUUACAAAAAGAUGAAAUAAUUGAAGAUUUAGGCAACCUAUUCUUUCUCGAGUUGCAAUCAAGAUCACUUUUCGAAAAGGUCCCAAAUUCUUCUAAAAAUAAUGCAGAGGAAUUCUUAAUGCAUGACCUUGUGAAUGAUUUGGCCCAGAUUGCAUCUUCAAAACUUUGUAUCAGAUUGGAAGAGAACCAAGAGUCUCAUAUGUUGGAACGAAGUCGACACGUGUCCUAUUCAAUGGGCUAUGGUGACUUUGAAAAGUUGAAACCUCUCUACAAAUUGGAGCAGCUGAGGACAUUGCUUCCGAUCUACAGAAUCAAGCUAUAUGAUCCUUCUCUAAGCAAGAGGGUGAUGCAUAACAUAUUGCCAAGACUAACAUCCUUAAGGGCAUUAUCAUUGUCACAUUAUGCUAUCAAAGAGUUGCCGAAUGACUUAUUCAUCAAGUUAAAACUUCUAAGAUUUUUGGACCUUUCUUUGACAGAGAUAAAGCAGUUACCAGAUUCAAUUUGUGCACUCUAUAACUUAGAGACACUUCUCUUGUCAUGUUGUCAAAAUCUUGUGGAGUUACCGAUGCAAAUGACAAAAUUGAUCAACUUGCGUCACCUUGACAUUGGCGACACUCCUUGCUUGAAGAAGCCGCAACAUCUGAGUUAACUACAUAACUUG